AUGAGGCCACUAUUGUCAUAUAGCGCCCGCCCAAGUCGUUUCGUACGCCCUCAGUCAAGCAAAGUGUUCCCUCCCCGGCGGCGCUGGGUGCAACGGCACCAACACUCAGCCUCAGAAAGCCGCCUCCCUCGUCUGGCACAACCUGGAUUCUGGGACUUGAUCAUUCCCAAGUCGCUCCGCAGUCACUUCACCAGGUGGGGGAGCGCUGUCCCAGAAAAGCCGACGAAUCCGGCAACGUUCUUCAUCUGGAUCUAUAUUCUGAUCGGCUCUCAGGCCAUUCGAAUCAUGGGCCUCAAGAACGAAUUCAUGGCCUACUCUCGCAAGGCCGACGUCAAGAUACAGCAGCUCAGGGAGGUCGUAGAGAAACUCCAACGCGGCGAAGAAGUGGACGUUGAAAAGAUCCUCGGUACCGGCGACGAGACGCAGGAACGCGAAUGGGAAGAGGCUUUGGAAGAACUGCAGAGAGAGGACAGAGUAUGGCAGGAAAACAGGGAGAAAAGCCGGGAAGACAAAGAGCGCCUCGCUAGGAAGGAACAAGACGCAGACCCAGUCAGUGAUGCUCAGGAUAGACCCGAGACUACGAAUCCGUUACCCUCACCAGACGUACCUCCAGUUGCGCGGCGCCCUGGGUUUUAUUGA
Molecule: messenger RNA, 639 nt
Organism: Cladophialophora yegresii CBS 114405
Lineage: Eukaryota; Fungi; Ascomycota; Eurotiomycetes; Chaetothyriales; Herpotrichiellaceae
Exons: 1
Coding region: 1-639 (212 amino acids)
Source: RefSeq, a predicted model, not a curated record